CCGAUCGCUACUCUACCCUACAAUUAAUACCUCCCUACAGCAACCAUGAAGGCCCUCAUUCUCGUUGGCGGUUUCGGUACCCGUCUGCGUCCUCUGGUGAGUUGAUCACCCCCGCCGACGAUCGUGACGUCGAACAUACCAGUCGAUUCAUGGCCGGGCCGUGGGAAAGCGCACACAAGCUAACCGUUCUCAAUGCUGCCUAGACCCUGACUCUCCCUAAGCCUUUGGUCGAAUUCGCCAACCGGCCCAUGAUCCUGCACCAGGUUGAGAGCUUGGCUGCUGCUGGUGUCACAGAUAUCGUCCUGGCCGUCAACUACCGCCCCGAUGUUAUGGUAUCGACCCUGAAGAAGUACGAAGAAAUCUACAAUGUCAGAAUCGAAUUCUCUGUGGAAUCCGAACCCCUCGGCACGGCUGGUCCCCUGAAGUUGGCGGAGAAGAUUCUGGGCAAGGACGACAGCCCGUUUUUCGUCCUGAACUCCGAUAUUAUCUGUGACUACCCCUUCAAGGAGCUGGCCGAGUUCCACAAGAACCACGGCAACGAGGGCACCAUUGUGGUCACCAAGGUCGACGAGCCCUCCAAGUACGGUGUCGUCGUCCACAAGCCCAACCACCCCUCGCGCAUCGACCGCUUCGUCGAGAAGCCCGUUGAGUUCGUCGGCAACCGUAUCAACGCCGGUAUCUACAUCCUGAACCCCAGCGUGCUGAACCGGAUCGAGCUGCGCCCCACCUCCAUCGAGCAGGAGACCUUCCCCGCUAUUGUCAAGGACGGCCAGCUGCACUCCUUCGACCUGGAGGGCUUCUGGAUGGACGUUGGUCAGCCCAAGGAUUUCCUGAGCGGUACCUGCCUCUACCUCACCUCCCUUGCCAAGCGCAACUCGAAGCUGCUCGCCCCCAACAGCGAGCCUUACGUGUAUGGCGGCAAUGUCAUGGUCGACCCCUCCGCCAAGAUCGGCAAGAACUGCCGCAUCGGCCCCAACGUUGUGAUUGGACCCAAUGUGGUGGUUGGUGACGGUGUGCGUCUGCAGCGCUGUGUCCUGAUGGAGAACAGCAAGGUCAAGGACCACGCGUGGGUCAAGUCGACCAUUGUUGGAUGGAACAGCUCCGUGGGCCGCUGGGCUCGGCUGGAGAACGUUACGGUGCUGGGUGACGAUGUCACCAUCGCCGACGAAGUCUAUGUCAACGGUGGUUCCAUCUUGCCCCACAAGAGCAUCAAGCAGAACGUUGAUGUUCCUGCUAUCAUCAUGUAAUCCUUUUGUCACGUCGACAUGCCCUUCACCUUCGAUAUACACCACCUACACUGAAGUCACCAGAUGCAUAGAAACCGGAGUUGACCGUGUCUUUCUCUUUCGAGCAGUGUAGAACCCAGAGGGGGUUCUAGACAACAGGACGCUGCUUGGAUACAAUGCGGUCUACGCCUCUGAACCAUCUCCCACUCGCACCCGUCCAUUCUUACCUUCGUCUUGUGCUCGUCCGUGUCCGCAUGCUAGAGGCCUUGAUGGUAGAAGCGUGUCUGAUUCGGGUCAUCCUUACAUCCCUUAUAAUCAAUCCCGAGGUCUCUGAUCUCUUACCUUGUUCUCCCGCAUCUUCCUCCGACGGACUGCGUGUCACCAGUGCUGUUGCUUCUUUUAUUUACCGGCUUUUUCUUCUGCUACCUUGUUUCCCCGGGGGAUGGUGAGCACAUGGACUAAUACUCUAUCUGAUUUUAAUGACGUAUGUGGACAUGGUUAAAAGAAUGUAAAUACGGGAG
This is a messenger RNA of Aspergillus neoniger CBS 115656, 1747 nucleotides long. Its product is annotated as mannose-1-phosphate guanyltransferase. The transcript has 4 exons. Gene Ontology annotation, molecular function: mannose-1-phosphate guanylyltransferase (GTP) activity; GTP binding. Lineage: Eukaryota; Fungi; Ascomycota; Eurotiomycetes; Eurotiales; Aspergillaceae. Gene Ontology annotation, cellular component: cytoplasm. Bases 249 to 1247 code for a protein of 332 amino acids. The record is from RefSeq and is a predicted model, not a curated record. Gene Ontology annotation, biological process: GDP-mannose biosynthetic process; cell wall mannoprotein biosynthetic process.